AAACGCAAUCGAAAGUUUACAAUUCGAGAGAGGUUAAAGUUAAUCUUGUAUUAAAAAAUGGCUUCCAAAAUACAAUAACAGCGUGCACUAUGCAGUUUUUGACGCAAGAAUUGUUGAUAGCACACAAAAGGGAUAGAGAAGGUCAACAGCUGAAACAAAAUCCAGAUGUUAUUCAGGCAGCGAUCGUUUGUAAGAAGCCACAAAUUGUAGUAAAUCUGGACUGCUACUUCAUUUUUGUAAAGGGGCGUCGCACAAUACUGAACUCCGGAUUUCAAUUUAUUGAUUCAGCCGUAGGAUGGAUGAUAGCAGGAAAAGGUGCAAUAAAUAACAUUACUACGAAAACAAAAAAAGCACUCGUUAAAACUGCCAUCAUCGUCAGCACAAGUGCAGGCCGAACAGCCGGAUGUAGACCAAUUUGGCAUUUGGAAACAGUGGGCCUUGGAAGAGGCAAAACUUAAAU
Molecule: messenger RNA, 460 nt
Organism: Gongylonema pulchrum
Lineage: Eukaryota; Metazoa; Nematoda; Chromadorea; Rhabditida; Gongylonematidae
Source: the annotation of a GenBank genome assembly